This is a messenger RNA of Nicrophorus vespilloides, 872 nucleotides long. RefSeq names its product GILT-like protein C02D5.2. Gene Ontology annotation, molecular function: oxidoreductase activity, acting on a sulfur group of donors, disulfide as acceptor. NCBI's taxonomy places the organism in Eukaryota, Metazoa, Arthropoda, Insecta, Coleoptera, Silphidae. The transcript is spliced from 3 exons. The record is from RefSeq and is a predicted model, not a curated record. The coding region runs from base 107 to 796 and encodes 229 amino acids.
GUAAAUAAACCAUGGUCUGUUGAAUUGGAUCGUAUUCUUAGAAGAAUUGUGAAAGAUGUGAUUGAAUGUAUUUUGUCAUUGUAAGGAAAAUAAUCAAUUAUUAGACAUGAACAUACGAUACCGACUGAUAAUUGUUGUAUUUGUAAGCAUUUUGGUUCUAUGGAAGACAUUCCAAUACUAUGGUAUUUAUACAGAUCAAGAAAAGAGGUUAACUCGAUUGGCAAUUAACAAUGACGACCAAAUUAAGGACCAAAUCAGAGUAUCUGUGUAUUAUGAAUCACUGUGCUCCGAUUCCAGAAAUUUCUUUAUCAAGCAACUGCUUCCCACAUAUUUGGAGUUAUCAAGUUAUAUCAGUUUAGACUUAAUACCAUAUGGAAAGGCCAAGACCAUUGAAGAUAAUGGCAAUAUAGAAUUUGAAUGCCAGCAUAGAAGCACUGAAUGUCUUGGCAACAAGAUACAUGCUUGUGCAAUUGAUCAGAUCUCAAAUCCACUGCAGGCGCUGAAAUUCGUCUCUUGCAGCCUCGAGGAUGGUAUUUUACCCUAUGAAGCAGCAGAAAGGUGUGCAAGUGAGAAUGACCUGGACUACAGGAAGAUUGUUGAGUGUGCAGACAGCAAGGAAGCUUCAAUUAUGCUGAAAGAAUACGGCAAACGCACAGACGCUGUUCAACCACCAAUUACGUUCAUACCGACAAUUGAAUUGAAUGGUGCACAGACAGUGCCACUUCCUAAUAUCUUGAAAGACUUCAAAAAAGUAUUAUGCACAACUAUAAAAGAUGUUCCUGAAGCGUGCAUGUAAAUCAAUUUUAGAUAGGUGUGAAUUUCUCUUUACUCAUGAAAUGUAUAAAUGUGAAUAUAUAUAUUACUGAACAAAA